CUUUUUACCUUGAUCGCGCGAUGAGGCCGACGCGACAUCCCAAGUUCCACUCGCGAUGGCACGCAGCAGACAACCCCACUACCCGCUCCCGUCGACGUACUUUGCAUGUCCGCCGCUGUCGAAGAAGGAGGAAGCGCACUUCGUCAACCUCGGUGAGCAGUCGUUGCGCUUGUUUGUCGAGAAUGCGCUGAACCCGAUCGACAUGUCGUGGACGUCCCACGGCGAACACGGCGGCAUGCGGGUCUUCGAAGGUCCGCCAGAUCGCCGCAACAAGAAUUUGGUCCCCCACCGCGCCAUGUCGACGAUUCACGGCACCCUCAAGGAAGUUGCCAUGCUGCACGCAUACGAAACGAGGGAAUUGUGUCUGCACCACGUCGCCAGGUUCAAGGCUUCGUCUUCGUCUUCGCAUCAUCUGCUCGACUUGAUUCCCCUGUACAACUUUGUCGAGCGCACGGAAGACACCCCGUUGCGGCAGACGUACGUGAUGUGGCGCGCCGUGUCCGUAUCAAAUGUACCCAUGGUGAAAGACCGCGAUUUUCUCUACUUGGAGAGUCAGGACGAGUUCACGUUGGAGGACGGGCGGCGAGGAUGGGCAUACUGCCAACACUCGAUUGCGCUGCCCUCUUGUCCACCACAAGCCUUGUCGGCCAUGUCGCUUCUUCGCGGGUCCUUUUACCAUACAGGAUGCAUCUUCAUGGAAUCUGUAGACUAUCCAGGUGUACUCGACGUUCGCGGGCACUUUGCGAUCGACUUUAAGGGGAGCAUGCCGAUGUGGCUCCGUCGAUUGUGCAUCCAGAAACAGGCCGCGCAGAUUGGGAAACUCGAGCAGCACGUUCACGAGUUUCGACUGACGGCAGUGCCCAUCCGAUCCAUCGACGACUGCGAGUCCGUCCUCCCAAAGCAAUGUUCUCUCUGCACGCGAUCUCUGUCCAAGUUGUUUGCAUUGUCCACCACCAGCAGUCCAAAGCAGCAUUGCUGUCAGGUGUGUGGACUAGUUGUGUGCACCCGGUGCAACCAGCGAUGGCAGCGCCAAGACGAAGUCAUCAAUGUGUGCAUCAACUGCUCCAAGCACAUUCGACAUCGUGAAAGCAUGGGAUGGCAGGUGUACUCGACCAGAGGAGGGCGGGAUUCUGUGGGGACAAUGGUCUUGAAUCGGCCAUCCCGGUCCCGCAUGCUGCUCUCGAUCACGGCACCGACUCCGACGCCACAUAGCCAUCCACGGUCAGUGCUCCCCGUCGUCACAUUGGGCCAAGGCGACCACGGCGUCACCCACCGUUCGACGCACCCACCGAACGCGACAGAAACCAUGGACAUGACGGCAUUCGUUGAGCGGCAGACCCGUGUGCGGGAAGCCAAACGAGAACGAAUCCGCCAAGCCAUGUACAACGAACUCCCCCCCGGCAUGGAUCGGUUCGUCGCUCUCGACACGGUCCGCAGCGACCACACCGUGAACACGCGGCUGCACGACAGCAUCGUCAAGGUCCACGACUUGCUCGAGCAGCAAAGUCAUCUCAGUGACAACGAAGUCGACUCCACAAAAGACUCCCACGACCAAGACAGGUCAGUCGUGCUCUUGGACAGCGUUGCGGUGACGAGCGACCAUGUCGCGCAUCUUCUUUCCACCCGCGACGUGCCAUCGCGUGCUAUAACCGCGGAGCCAACACACUCGUUGGGACAUGGCAGCUGUGCGUCGUCGCUGUCGAGUCUGGACUCUACGAUAAGCUAUGUUGAAGAGCCGCAUGACAAGUCUAACGUGCAUCUCGUGCUGCCAGCCGUCGAUGCCUACGACCGGAACGACGCACCGUCGCUCUCACGGCUGGUUUCGCAGGUGUUCCAAGCAUAGCUCGAUCGCUUUUGCCGCCCCACGUCCUCGUAGAUAACGUACACGUCCAUCAUGCUCGUGGCAAUCGUUGAAAAGGUUUCGGUGGCGAAGAAUCGCAUCAAAGAGUGUUCUC
Messenger RNA from Aphanomyces invadans, 1955 nucleotides. RefSeq lists its product as hypothetical. NCBI's taxonomy places the organism in Eukaryota, Oomycota, Saprolegniomycetes, Saprolegniales, Verrucalvaceae. The coding region runs from base 56 to 1843 and encodes 595 amino acids. The record is from RefSeq and is a predicted model, not a curated record. The transcript is spliced from 2 exons.